Molecule: messenger RNA, 1849 nt
Organism: Exserohilum turcica Et28A
Lineage: Eukaryota; Fungi; Ascomycota; Dothideomycetes; Pleosporales; Pleosporaceae
Exons: 3
Coding region: 78-1619 (513 amino acids)
Biological process (GO): intracellular mRNA localization
Cellular component (GO): ribonucleoprotein complex; endoplasmic reticulum; nuclear outer membrane-endoplasmic reticulum membrane network
Molecular function (GO): mRNA binding
Source: RefSeq, a predicted model, not a curated record
CAACCCGCGCACACUCUCCCCCCCCACGGCCGCAUCCCCCCAGUCAGCCCCUCAAUCCAAUUGACUGCACAGCCAGCAUGGCCGACGUUGCAUCUUCCGCCGCGAAGACGGCCACCACCAACGGCUCCGCCCCACAGGGCAAGCAGCACGUUGUCAAGCCCGAGAAGCCCGACGAGGAAAAGUACAAGGCCGACCUCGCCAAGGCCGAGAAGGAGCAUGCCGCCGCCCAGGAGAAGCUGAACGCCUGCAAGGCCAAGCUCGACCUCGCCAAGCCGAACAACAAGGACUCGCCCAAUGCCAAACGCCAGCAGGAGCUCAAGACGGAACUCAACGCCAUCCGCCAGACGCAGCAGGGCAACAAGUCGGGCCGCAAUGCCAUCUUCGAGAAGAUCAAGAAGCUCGACGAGCAGCUCAAGCAGCAGCUGAACGAGCUGAAGACGGCAAAGGGCAAGUCGAGCUACAAGUCGGUCGAGGAGAUUGACUCGGAGAUUGCGCGCCUGCAGAAGCAGGUGGACGGCGGCAUGAUGAAGCUGGUGGACGAGAAGAAGGCCCUGGCCGAGAUCAGCUCGCUCAACAAGGCCAAGAAGAACUUUUCCGGCUUCGAGGCCCAGCAGAAGAAGAUUGACGACAUCAAGGCCCAGAUUGCCGAGCAGAAGAAGCUCUUGGACGACCCCGAGAACAAGGCCCUCAGCGACAAGUACACGACGUUCCAGACGGAACUCGAUGCUCUCAAGGCCGAGCAAGACGAGGCUUUCAAGAACCUGCGGACGCUUCGUGAGCAGACGGACAAGGCGCGCGCCGAGCAGCAAGACAAGUACCAGGCACGGAAAGACCUCAAGGACGCCUACUUCCAGCAGCUGCGCGCAUUCAAGACGUAUGAGUCCGAGGCCCGCAAGAUUCGCUUCGAGAAGAGGCGCCAGGAGCAGCUCCAGUACGUUGCCAGCAAGCGCAAGGAGGCCGCCAGCAAGCGUCUCGAGGAGGCCAGCACGCCCGCCUACGGCGACGAAAUCAUUGCCGCCGAAGGCCUGAUCCGUCACUUCGACCCCUCUGCCCUCCCUCCCAAGGAGACGACCGCCGCCAGCAAGUUUGCCGCCUCGGCUCAGCGCACUGUCGACGAGUCUGGCAUGAAGGGCACCCGCAUAUCCAAGAAGGACUCCGAGGAAGAGAACUACUUCAUCGGUACUGGUGGAAAGAAGGGCAAGAAGGGCAAGAAGGGCGGUGCCAGCUCUGCCCCCGCCAAAUUCAACCUUAACAUUGGCAUCAUCGAAGAGCUGGCCAAGGUUGGCGUCGAGGCUCCCUCGAGCCAAGAAGACGUGCCUGCCACUGUUGAGAAGCUCAAGGCCAAGCUUGCGCACUGGAAAGAGGACCAGGACCGCAAGACCAAGGAGAACAUUGCCAAGGCGCAAAAGGAGAUUGAGCGUCUUGAGGCUGAAGAGGCCGAGGAAGAAGCAAGCGGUAGCACUGACACUGCCCGCAAGCCUGCGCAAAAGAACCAGGCCGUCAAUGGCAGUGCCUCGGCAGAGGCGGAGCUCGCCCAAGAGCAGGACGCUGCCGCCGACGCUGCUGAGGAUCUCAAGAAGGCGUCGCUCGAGGACAAGGAGGCUCCGGCUGACGCAUAGAGCAUACGGCAUGCCGCUUGUCACCAGGGGUCUAGCCCCUCGAAAAUUGGGUCACAUAUCCGAGACAUCUGCACAGUCUAGGAUCCAGCCCGCUUUUUCAUUUUUAGCUUGGAAUCGGUACAUUCUCCGCUGUUGUUUACAGGAUACCAACUUGGCAUUGGACGGGGUCACGGCGCGGAGUACGAUAUUCUUCUUCUGGAUGUACAGCAGAUCUAGAUGGCCAAUAUCAC